This is a messenger RNA of Scheffersomyces stipitis CBS 6054, 429 nucleotides long. RefSeq names its product mRNA splicing protein. The record is from RefSeq and is a predicted model, not a curated record. The transcript has 2 exons. Gene Ontology annotation, molecular function: RNA binding. Gene Ontology annotation, biological process: mRNA splicing, via spliceosome. NCBI's taxonomy places the organism in Eukaryota, Fungi, Ascomycota, Pichiomycetes, Serinales, Debaryomycetaceae. Bases 1 to 429 code for a protein of 142 amino acids. Gene Ontology annotation, cellular component: U2 snRNP; U2-type prespliceosome; U1 snRNP.
AUGUCGUCAUUGCCCAUUACCAAAACGACCAAGAUGUCGGAUUUGAUACAUUAUCGUCUCAAAAUAUCGACGAUAGACAACCGCUUUUUUAUAGGAUCACUUUUAGCUUUUGAUAAACACUUGAAUUUGGUACUUUCAGAUACUGAAGAAACAAGAAUCACUAAGAAGUCUAUUGUUUCGAUGAAGAAAAGUGCUGGCUCGGACGGCAAACACGAUCCUACAUUUGAUAAGAGAUCUUUGGGUUUGAUAAUCUUGCGAGGUGAGCAGAUUGUCUCAUUGAGCAUAGAGAGCCCUCCACCAUUGGAUCCAAAGAAAAGAUUGGGCUUAGAAAGAGGUAAGGGUAUCUCCAAACCAUUAAAGACUCCAGUUAGUGUCAAAGCACGAGUGCCAGCUAUAAGGAAACCUCAGGGAGGCUUCAGACGUCAGUAA